CACACAAGUCCUUUACAGUCAAUAUUGUUUCAAACAAAUUCUUUUCCAAUUUUGACACAGAUUUGAGCAAAAUGUCUCCUAAAGGUACUCGCCUUACACACAAAUCUCUCCCGCGACUUAUCAUUCCGUUAGGGAGUCGUCGAAUGGAGCCUGAGGAAAUUACAGUGAGCCGUGUCAAGGACUUUCUAGACUACUGUAUCAAGAAUAAAAAGGCACCUAUCACGCGGCUCCCAGAUAUUGCCUUUAUCCCUCCCCCGGGCACUCCAGGCUCGGGUUCAGGUAGUACAGGAGACCAGAAGAAAGGAAAGGAGCCCGAAAAGAAGCCUAGCAGUCAUGAAGAACAGGAAAAUCCGGAUACUAUCGCAUUCACGGAUUGUGAAUACGACAGGCUAGAGGCGUUGCAAGCACAGCUUGCCGAGGUUAAGGUGCUACAUCAUAAUUUGUAUCACCAGACGACCGUAGACCGGAAUAAUAGGGAGGCAAUGACAAAGUGCAAGAAAGCUAGAGCUGAGCGGGAGCAGAUUAAUAACGAGAUCUCGGAAAUUUAUCGAAAGAGGGCGAUUCGUCGAGACUUUAGACGGGAUGCCAACAACCCUAAGGGAAUAAAGAAUUGGUGAUAGCCCAGGUAGGUGGGCACUAAGGGAUAUUAAUGGGCGGCCAUGGAAAGGGGGCAAGUACGCGAAACCUCUUUCGUUAAUGAUUCUUAUGAUGUUUAUGACUGUUAUGAUUAAGGGUAAAUCAAUUAAAGUCACAUAGGAUGUGACAUUUCUG
Messenger RNA from Daldinia decipiens, 771 nucleotides. RefSeq lists its product as uncharacterized. The record is from RefSeq and is a predicted model, not a curated record. Bases 72 to 617 code for a protein of 181 amino acids. The transcript has a single exon. Lineage: Eukaryota; Fungi; Ascomycota; Sordariomycetes; Xylariales; Hypoxylaceae.